This is a messenger RNA of Colias croceus (clouded yellow), 3673 nucleotides long. RefSeq names its product probable serine/threonine-protein kinase nek3. The coding region runs from base 43 to 3288 and encodes 1081 amino acids. The record is from RefSeq and is a predicted model, not a curated record. Lineage: Eukaryota; Metazoa; Arthropoda; Insecta; Lepidoptera; Pieridae. The transcript is spliced from 5 exons.
GUGUACUGUUGUUUUACGUACGCGAUAUUUUCAUAAUUAUAAAUGGAUAAAAAUCCACAGAGACCUAAAAACGCUUAUGAAAGGGUUAUGCCCCGUGUUAGUAAAUCUCGUCUUAGUUUAAAUUCGAAUCCGACUGUAAAGCGGCAUGAAUCUCCCGCGCGUAUUGGCGCGAAGCAAAGUUCUUCAAAUUUUACCUCGGGUGUAUUUAGUGAACUGCCGACCGUUUUAAACGACUAUACACCUGAAAGUGAUGUAGUUAAACCCAAGAGGCCUACUUAUGUUGUUAAACCUAAACGAACGUUAAAGUCAAUCGAACCGAUAAAGUCGCCACUGCAGAAAACUUAUAAACGAAUUGAAAAUGUUCAAAAACUCCACGCGCGCGCUUCUGCCCCGAGUGUUUUAAAGUUGGAUAGCUGGAGUUGGACUGAUAGUCAUAGACAGUGUUAUUCUAGUAGAUCUCACACAAGAUUAAAAGAACUGGAGGAAGAAAUAAAGGCAUAUGAAGAAAUAGAGAAAUCAAAGAAGUUCCGUGACAGACUGUAUGAGUCUUGUGGUGUUGUCCUCAAUGAUGGCGGACAAGUGACAGUUGACAAAGCGGUGCAGGCUCAAGAAUUGGGUAAAACGACUAUCUUAUCAAGAAAGGAGCGGAACAACGGAGAGGAUGCCGGAACCCCUCUGCCUGACCAACAGAUGAGACCUGCCCCUCCGCGCUACCCAGUCGAUCGAUAUUUGGUUGAGAGCAGCAAAAACUUGGAUAUGGUUAAAAUUAUAGAUGAUGAUUUAUGGAAACCUGAACCAUCAUUACGGCCCGAGGACGAAAUCAUGUUAAGAAAAUUGCAUGGAAUGCUGCAAUCGACUGCAGAUGACCUGAAGUUGCUUUCUGGAGAGUUGUCGAAAUAUCACGAACCCGGGGUACAAGUCAAAACGCUACCAAUGCCGCUAGACGAAGAUUUUAAUGAGAAAAUACACAUAGAAGAAGUCGUUAAUGCUAAAUUUCAUGGCCAUAGAAUCAUUAGCCCAUCACAAUCCAUUGUGACGCCGCGUACAAACGCAAAUGCAGUACAAGAGUUAAUAGCUAAUAAAAUAGCGGAAAAUAAGCCCAUUUGUAGUUCUAGAAUAAGUGUAACAAAACCAGUAGUACAAAAAAAGCCUCUAAGGAAAUUAGGAAUUUCUAAAACUAAAACAAUAGAAAUAGCAGAAGGCAUUAGUAAUAGUGAAAAUAACAACACAGAUAAAAUAAGAUUAAAUCAGACACCAUGUAGGGACAAAACAGUGACAUACAAAGAAAUUGUUCAUGAAUACGAAGAACCUAAACAGAGGACUAUUUUUACACGUCCUUUGAAUAUACAAGAAAUGCCUUGUAUCAAUAUAAGAAGUGAAUUGAAAACACAAAAUGUUUUACAACUAGAUAUAGUACCCGAUAAUACUGACUUAGUUAAUAAUUCUGAAAAGAGAAAUAACGUUGCUGUUAUAGCAUUUUCACACGAAGUGCCAUCUACAUCGGAUAAGAAAAUACAUGAAAUAGACGUUGCUAUAGAACAACCACCACAACGUAAAGUAUCUAAAAUGAAAACUUAUGAAAGUAGUGAAUCAUCGAACACUAAUAAAAAACGAAUAUCUACAAAACAACAUAUAAGUUACAAACCAUUAGAUAGGCGUAAAGUUCACAAUGAUAAUAAUGUUCCUAAAAGGGAUGUUAAAAGAACACGCACGAAUUUAAACGAAUGGAAGAGAAAAUUAAACGCAGUGUACGGUCAAACUGUAAAACCCAAAACUACAAAAGCCAUCACAAAAAAUCAAACCUCUAAAGUGCCAGUCUUACAACCCAAAGAGAGGAAAGUUUUAAAUAAUACCGAGUAUAUUCCUUAUACAAAGCUAACGUUAGGAGGAGUUAAUGUUAAAGAAAUUGAGAGGGAACUGUCCCAUGUAUCAAACAAAAGUGAUGUACCGUUAAGUCCUAUUUUAGAUAAGAUAUUGAGUCGUCAGAAUUCAUUCAGCAAUGAUAAAUCACAAAAAGGAAGAGAAGAGGAACAGAAAAUAUUAAGUACUUCGGAUGAAAAUUUAAUGCAAGAAGUGUUAGAUUUAGAAGAAAAAGUGAGCAGUACUCUGUCAAAGAAAUUCAAUAAAGAUAACACCGAUACACCACCGCUUACAUUUAAUAAACUGUCUAACGAUGAUGAUGAUGAUAACACAUAUGCUGAUGAUUUUGAAGUUGAUAAUUCUGAACCACCAUCCGAAAAAAGCCAGUCAGUUGGUGUGAGGUCUAAGUCACCUGAAAUUUCUGUUAAUUUAAAUGUAAGGAAUGAAGCAUUAAAUAUUAAUGAUCAACAUAACACUGAACAUAAUAAAACAUAUGUGAAGAUAUCAAAUCUAUCUUUAAAAAAUAAAAUCGAUACCUUUGAAUAUAUACAUACAGUAGAUACCCAAGAUACUGCAACACAAAGUAACGCAGUGAAUAAAAUAUCAUUACAAGGAACACAAACAUCACCCAGAAUCGAAAAUGAUAUACAAACAAUACGUAAUGAUUUAUCCAUUGACCCUCGACAUGAAGUUGAGAAUAUGUUUAAAUUAGAAAAGGAAUUCAUUAAAAAGCUGAUAAUCGAUGAAUACAGCGACUUGCUUGAGAAGAAUCUAAAUAAACCAUCUACAUCCAAUGAUUGCAAACUAUAUUCUGACGAGAAAAACGUAUCUUCUUUACCGAAAAAUACUCAGACUUCUCCAGCACGCGUCAAAAAUGUAAUGACAUCACCAACCAGGACUAAAACAAGAACCACGUCGCCUUUUACCUUAUCUGUCACUUUAAAUAAGCAAACGAGCCCUAUGACAAUCGAGUCACAUAGAAAAGAUUCCGACCAAGGAAUAAAUGUGCAAGAAUCAAAGGUUUCUCUGGAAGAAGAACACAACAUAACGAUCAAUUUGUCAUCGCCUCGAUUUAGCCUGCGCUUACCACAGUCUUCCGGAAAUUUAUCCAAUUCUGACAGACAUAUUCAUAGCAAGAGAUUCAUAAAACCCAAACCAGUUAGAAUAAUAAGCAGCUCUAGUUCGGUAGAAGAUUAUACGUCAUCAGAUAUAAGUUUUGGUGAAAUUAACAGAGAGUUUAAAAGACGAUUGAGGAGACACAAAAUACCCUCUAUAUCGGAACCUAGUUCGUCAUCUCUAUCCAAAUAUUCAGAACAUUCAAGCGCUGUGGUUCCUUUAAAAAGUGAAGGAGAAAUAAGCGCUUAUCAGACUAAAUCUAAUAAAUAUAGUAAAAGUGAGGGAGAAGUCAGUUUGGGUCAAAUGAAGUGACGUCAAAAUUGUUGAUCAUUUUCUUGUUUGGUUAGUUGUUUUAGAUAUGUAUAAAGUACCUUUUGACUAGUUUACGGAGUUAGCAAAAUGCAUGCUGUUUCUUUCUCUCUUACGAUCCUUUUGUAUAUUUGCUGUUGUGUGAGAGAGACGAAUGCUUGUGGUCUUUGUUUGUAUCCUAGAUGUUAAAAUAUGAAAGUGCUUUAUAGACUUAAUAUUUUUAUAUUAUGAACUAAAGAUACGUUUAUUUUUAAGAUGAAUUUGUUCUCACCGUUAGUACAAACAUGUAGGUUAUUGCAAUUUUAAUUGUCAAAUUAUUAUUGAUUAUUUUAAGUGAAUCUUCUUGUGGAUACUAUUUUUUAUUAUGAUAUAUUUUAUAAUGAAAUGA